Molecule: messenger RNA, 3197 nt
Organism: Punica granatum (pomegranate)
Lineage: Eukaryota; Viridiplantae; Streptophyta; Magnoliopsida; Myrtales; Lythraceae
Source: RefSeq, a predicted model, not a curated record
CUUUCUCUCUCUAUCUCUAUCUCUGUACAUAAAAGCAAGCAGAGAGAGAGAGCGUUAGCGGCCAUAGCCAAAGGUCAAAACUAAGAAAAAGCCCACUGAGAGCAGAGCUCCAAAUUCCAUCACGUAGCACUCAAUCCAACAGCAAGCUCAGCAGCCGGCAGCCGCCAAGCAUCCACUACCUCUCCAUUGACAACCCUUCUUCUCCUCCUCCUCCUCCUCCUCCUCCUUCCUCCAUUUUCUUCUUCUUCUUCCGGGAAUGCGUUUUCAGAGCAUGUCCUUGCCGCUUUCAUCGGCCACCCAGUGAGGCGGUUGAUCGGCCCCACACACCCCACCUACUCUCCCUGUUGAGAUCUGCCCGAGAAGGCGAAGCGAAGCCAUGUCCAGCAAAUGGAAGAAGGCCAAGAUGGCGCUGGGCCUCAACUUGUGCCUCUACGUCCCCCGCCGCGACGAGCCCUCCUCCGACGCCGCAGCCGCCGCCGACGUCGCCAGGCGGUUCUCCGACACCGUCUCCCUCUCGUUUGCUUCCGGGGACCCCCACCGGCCCCGCACGCCCACCCCAUCUUCCUCCGGGCUCCUCCUCUCCAGAUCCGGCAACAGGUCCUCUAAGAAAACAUGUGCAAUAUGUCUCACUUCCAUCAAACCAGGCCAAGGGCAGGCAAUAUUCACAGCCGAAUGUUCCCACUCUUUCCAUUUCCAUUGCAUCACUUCCAACGUGAAACAUGGAAACCAAGUUUGCCCUGUCUGUAGAGCGAAAUGGAAGGAAGUUCCCUUUCAGAGUCCCGUCCCCGAUGUUUUUCCCAAUGGAAGGUUGAGAGUGAACUCAGUAGGUAGGGCACGGGACGAUAGCUACAUGAACGUUAUACGGCCUAUCCCGCAGCAUAGGUUGGGUUCACAUCAGCCCGUUUCAACAUUCAAUCACAGGCCAGAGCCCAGUUGCUUUGAUGACGAUGAAGUUCUUGGUGCUGAACCAGGAAGUAGUGAGAAAAACUCAUCUAAAAUUGAUGAUCUAUCUGGCAGUUCCGUUGGAACCCUAGAGAUUAAGACUUACCCUGAGGUUCCAGCUGUUCCUAGAUCAGCAUGUAACGAUAAUUUCACAGUUUUGAUCCACUUAAAAGCUCCCAAACCUAAAAUGCUGGGCGAAUCACAAACCGGGAAUCAAACUUCUCGGGCUCCAGUUGAUUUAGUAACAGUUCUUGAUGUUAGUGGAAGCAUGGCAGGUACGAAGCUUGCCCUGUUGAAACGGGCUAUGGGAUUUGUGGUGCAGAACCUGGGACCCGCAGACCGACUCUCAGUCAUCGCCUUCUCAUCCACAGCACGCCGCCUCUUUCCUCUCCGCCGAAUGACUGAUACAGGGCGGCAGCAGGCACUGCAGGCUGUUAAUGCUCUGACCUCAAACGGUGGGACAAACAUUGCUGAAGGUCUGAGGAAAGGUUUCAAGGUUGUGACCGAUCGCAAGUGGAAGAACCCAGUUGCAAGUGUCAUACUCUUAUCCGAUGGGCAGGACACUUAUAAUGUCUGCAACGCAGGUUGGGGCUCAGGAAGCUCCCAUUGCAGAGGAGAUUAUAGAUCUCUUCUCCCUGCCUCAGUAUUACAACAGAACAUUCCUGCAGACUUGCAGAUUCCUGUGCACACAUUUGGUUUUGGGGCAGACCAUGAUGCUGCCGCUAUGCACUCGAUCUCAGAAAUGUCCAGCGGCACUUUCUCUUUCAUAGAGGCUGAGAAUGUAAUUCAAGAUGCAUUUGCCCAAUGCAUUGGGGGGCUUCUGAGUGUAGUCGUUCAAGAGCUGAAGGUUGAAGUUGAGUCAAGAUUGCAGCUUGGGCAGAUAAAAGCUGGAAGCUACCAGAGCAGCUUGGACGCUGGGGGAAAGACUGGGUCGAUCGUGGUUGGCGACUUGUACGCGGAGGAAGAGAGGGAUUUUCUGGUGACAGUCAAGAUCCCAAUUGACCAGUCAUGCCGUGGUGAACAGUCUUUGCUGGAGGUUAGAUGUGUCUACAGAGAUCCCAUUACCAAGGAAACAGUGAGACUGGAAGGAGCGAGCGAAGUGAGGAUUGAACGGCCCGAGGAAACUGGAGACCUAGCAGUUUCCAUGGAGGUUGAUCGACAGCGGAACAGGCUUUAUGCAGCUGAGGCCAUGGCUGAGGCCAGGCUUGCCGCAGAAAGAGGAGACCUUUCCUCUGCUGUAUCCGUUCUGGAGAUAUGCAACAGGGCGCUGUCGGAGACUGUGUCUGCGAGGGCUGGUGAUCGGCUCUGCAUCUCUCUGUGCGCGGAGCUGAAGGAGAUGAAGGAGAGGAUGGCGAACAGAAGGGUCUAUGAGGCCUCAGGGAGGGCCUACGUCCUAUCGGGGCUGAGCUCCCACUCAUGGCAGAGGGCAACAGCCCGCGGGGAUUCAACAAACAGCAACAGCCUCGUGCAGGCCUACCAAACCCCGUCGAUGGUGGACAUGGUGACCCAGUCCCAGACUAUGAUCUUCGGAGAGCCGCUGGCUUCUUCAGGCAGGAGGAAGCAGCUCCGGCAGGCACACUCUUUCCCAGCAGGGCCACGCCCGAGGUAAAAUUGCAACUCAAGUCGCAGCAGGCCGAUAAUAACUGCCACCCUUCGUGGCCUCAGGCCUUAGGUUUCCGUGAUUAUUGUUUCAUCGUAUAUGAUAUAAUCUCAACCAAACCAAGUGGGUAGGUAUAGGAAUAAGACUGAAAGAAAGGUCUGGGCAAAUGGUGAACUUGGAAAUGGUUACUUUCAUUAUGUGUUUUUUUUUUUCCUUUUCUUUUUGGGUGAAUGUUGGGAUUAAGAGUGAUUUGCCGGGGAUUUAGGUGUACAUAAAGUAGGAUUUGGCCCCUUUUUUAUUUUUUAUUUUUGUAUUUUGUAUUUUUUGGGUUUUUCCAAUUUUUGAAGAGGGAAAGGGGGGGUGGGUAUAGUCUUUGAAAUUGGGUGGGAAAAAUUUGGGGGGAGGUUAAUUUCAAAUCAAAUGUUUGGAAAUAUGUUCUUCUAAUUCUUUUCAUGAUCCAACUUUUCUUUUUAUCUCAUCCUUUUCCUCUUCCUUACUCUUCUCUUCCUCCUUUCGUCUCCUCUUUUCCUUAUACUUGUUUCCCGCUUCAUCGACCUGAAAAAGAGUAAGCAAGAAUAGACAGUCGGCUUAGACGGAUAUAGCUUGGCCCGGGUAUCUUCUUUAUGGAUCAGGCUGAGCUUGAACGAGUAAUCAA